This is a messenger RNA of Eublepharis macularius, 867 nucleotides long. RefSeq names its product basic proline-rich protein-like. The transcript has a single exon. Lineage: Eukaryota; Metazoa; Chordata; Lepidosauria; Squamata; Eublepharidae. Bases 1 to 867 code for a protein of 288 amino acids. The record is from RefSeq and is a predicted model, not a curated record.
AUGAGGUCAGCCUGGCCGCUCUCUCCGCCCCCGCCCAGCGGAGAGGCCCGGCCGUGUGCGGCUGGGCUGGCCUCCGCGCCAGGGCACUUGCACCCCGGCCCCACCCCGCAACUUCUCGGCCAGGCCCCGCAGGAGACGGAAGGAGGCACCCUCCGGCCCCCCGCGGGGAAGCAGCCGCUCCAGCGCCCCCCGGGCCGGGAUCCAUCCCAGCCGCCCCCUCCCGGGUCAGAGCCGGGGCCGCCGCCGCCCCCUCCCCAGGCCUGCCCCGCCGGAGUUGCGCUCCGUCCCCGCGCACCGCUCCCCACGCCGAGAUCGGGGGCGAAACUUUGCCCCGCUCGGCCGGAGGGUCAGCCCGACCCGCCGCCGCCUCCGUCCUCGCCGGGCCGGCCGCGCAGCGCCGGAGGGGCGCCGGGCAGGGCUCGGCCCGGGCAGGGCGGCGGCCGUCCCGGAGCGGCGGGGAGAGGCGAGCGGGGGCGCCUACCUGCUGGCGAGCGUCUGGAGGUGGCAGCCCAAGAUGGAGGCUUCUCUCCCCGCCAUUCAUGCUCGCAGCUGCUCGGCCCGGGCCGCCUCGCCCUCGCUCCGCGCUCCGGCUCCGCCGCCGCCUUCAGCCCAGCCUCGCCGCCGCCGCCGCCGCCUCCCCCUCUGACAUCAUCGCUCGCCGGCCCCGGCCCGGCUUCGUGCGCAGCUCGGCCCGCUGGCAGCGCAGCCUCCGCAGGACGCCACCUGCCGCCCCGCUCCGCUCCCCGGCCCGGCGGUUCCGAGCGGCCGCGCCACGCCCACGCGCAGCCGCUCGACACGACACGGGGAACGUGUGCACGGGGUCACCUUGGGCCGGGCAGCCGAGCCCACCUGCCAGGGCCGUCGUGA